This is a messenger RNA of Peromyscus maniculatus bairdii (prairie deer mouse), 533 nucleotides long. The record is from RefSeq and is a predicted model, not a curated record. Lineage: Eukaryota; Metazoa; Chordata; Mammalia; Rodentia; Cricetidae.
CAGAGCGGAAAGGAAACUCAUGCAUCAGAAAAGGUGAUUAAUAAACACAUUGAAAGAAUAUGGCUGCACAGAUACCAGAAUCCGACCAGGUAAAACAGUUUAAGGAGUUCCUGGGAACCUACAAUAAACUUACAGAGACCUGCUUUUUGGACUGUGUUCAAGACAUCACAACAAGAGAGGUGAAGCCUGAAGAGGUUACCUGUUCAGAACAUUGCUUACAGAAAUAUUUAAAAAUGACACAGAGAAUAUCCAUGAGAUUUCAGGAAUAUCAUAUCCAGCAGAAUGAAGCCCUGGCGGCCAAGGCAGGACUCCUGGGCCAGCCCCGGUAGAAGCGCGGAGACACAGACUUGCCCUGGGAUUGCCGCAGCUGCUGCGCUGGCCAUGCGGGUUCACCGGGAAGAACCCUGCAGCAGCCCAGAGGAGUGGAGGGGAGCCAGCUGUCUAACUGCCUGACCAAUGGGAACCCCUGGACAAACAAAUCACCCUUCGCCAGAAAGAAGCGGAACAGAAGGCCUUCCGGUUGUGAGAGUGAU